This is a messenger RNA of Nylanderia fulva, 929 nucleotides long. RefSeq lists its product as uncharacterized. The record is from RefSeq and is a predicted model, not a curated record. NCBI's taxonomy places the organism in Eukaryota, Metazoa, Arthropoda, Insecta, Hymenoptera, Formicidae.
UGUAAUAUUUUUAUAUAUUUGUACUCUUUCUGUUUAAUGAUUUGCAUUAUGUAGUUUGUGCAUGUUAUGUAUUUAAGUACUUCUAUUUUGUCAUUAAUUAAUGUUAUUACAGGAAUUAAUAGCAGUGCAUCUUAAUCUUUAGUCUUCAGCUUAUCUGUUAGUGACUUUAAUGCAGUUGACACUUCAGCUUCAUCUCUUAGCCGUAGUAAUAUUGUUGAUUCUAGUAUGAACAAAUCUGAUAUAGAAGACAAUCUUGAGGAUUUACAAAGGAAUAAUCAUGACACUGAACAUGCUUAUAGCAACAGUAAUGACAGUAACGCAGACUCUGAUCAUGAUAAUCAAGUUGAGGCAUCAAAAAAGACCAUUGGCAAAGAUAUAGUAAAAAAUCUAGUUUCUAUGGUGAAUAUUAUAAAACAAGUUCAACGUAAUCAUGGAAUAUUAUUGAAGGAAAUACUGCAACGACUUAGAAAUAAAGGAACAAUCGUACCUCAUCCUGAAGGAAUGCCACAAAGGUAUUUGAAAACAUUACUGCAGCUGAUAAAUGGAAAAAUGUUUAGCUUUAUCCGAAGCACAAAUGGAAUAUUUAACCAAAAGACUUUCUACCGAAGGUGGAAUAUCAGUGCAGGAAUGCGUUGAUCGCAUUAUGAAAAAAUUACUCACACGUGCAGUUGGUAGUCUUUAUAGUUACAUGGGAAGAAAACAAAAAGGGAGGGAACAAACACUUGCUUUUUUCCCACAAAAAUGUGCAAAGUUGUCAAAGAUGCAGUAUUACUUAUACAUCCAGAUGCCAAUGGAAAAAUUAUAGACAAAACAAUAAUGGACUAUUUACGUUACUCGCCUUUUAGGAGUGACAAAUAAGUCUGCAGAUAUAUGUAUUAUGUAAUGUUCCUUAAUAUAACUUUAUAUAACUUUAAGAAAUAAAUAUUGUA